AUGACGGCGCUCGGUGCGCCCAAGGAAGAUGACUUUGAGGAAGAGUACACGCUGCGCCUGAUCCCGUCGAUCAAGAAGUACAACGUCGGCCGCUUCAACGAGCCAACGCUGCCCAACUUUAGCAAGUGCCCGCAGCCCGUGGUCAUGUACGAGGAGCCCGAGAAGGCGCCGGAAGAGGACGAAGAGAAGGACAAGGAGCCCGUGGGCUGGAACCCGGCGCUCCGGAAGCGUCGCCGUCGCCGCCGGAAGGACAACCGCAUUAAAAACUGGAUCAUCGAAGACAACGAAAGCAAGACCAAGUUUACGGGCACGGUCGAGGGCGGUGUCACGUCGACGUACAUGCUCAUGGUCAAGACGCCGCACAAGAACGAGUUCCAGGUCGUGCCGGUCGAGCAGUGGUUCCGCUUCAAGAAGCCGCUCAACUACCGCACACUGACGCUCGAAGAAGCCGAAGAGUUCAACAACGAGAAGAAGCGCGCUGUUGAGCGCUGGCUCAUGAACCACAACCUCGCUGGUGAGAAGAAGAACGAUACGGAGGUCGUGCCCACGUCGAGCAUCAAGACGGGCGCGCUCAAGUCGGCGGGGGCCGCGGCUGCCGCCAAGUCGGACGAUAUCUUUACCGUUGCCGAGACCAAAGGCGGACGCCGCCGACCGCGCAAGGCGGCGGCCGAAGGCGACCCCACCGGCGACGACGGCGGUGACUUUGACGAAGUGUUUGACGACGACGAGAGCGGCCACGAGAUCGAGGGCGGUAACAAGGGCGUUGCCGCCGAGUCCGAGUCGAGCGACGACGAGAUGGAAGACGGCAGUAAGGACAAGAAGGCCGCCGUGUCCCUCGACGAGCUCCUCAAGCGCACGCAGGAGCAGAGCAAGAAGGAUGGCGCGGUCGAGAACGGCGACAAGGAGUCGGACGACGACGACGACAAGGAGUCGGGUGGCGCGCAGAAGUACGACUACGACGACUAUGGCAGCCUCAUCACCAACAAGCCCGCGGAAGGGACGGCCGAUGCGGCGGCGGCGCCGACCGAAACCAAGCCGGCGGCCCCGGCCAAGCCUGCACCGGGGAAGCGUGCGCUGGACGACAAGGCCGACGAGUCGAGCAACAAGAAGUCCAAGACGUCGACGCAGCUCAAGCUCACGGAGGCGGGUGUCCAGGAAGAGCUCAUUCGCUUUGGCGGGCGCAUGAAGACCCGCGAUUUGAUCAAGCGCCUCAAGAAGUUUUUGAUUACAAACGAAGACAAGGCGCUGCUGCGUGAUAUUCUGCGGACGAUCUGCGACAAGGAGGAAGACCCGGUCGACGGUGUCUACAUGGUGCUCAAGACGCAGUUCCGUUAG
This is a messenger RNA of Saprolegnia parasitica CBS 223.65, 1335 nucleotides long. RefSeq lists its product as hypothetical. Bases 1 to 1335 code for a protein of 444 amino acids. The transcript has a single exon. Lineage: Eukaryota; Oomycota; Saprolegniomycetes; Saprolegniales; Saprolegniaceae. Gene Ontology annotation, molecular function: RNA polymerase II general transcription initiation factor activity; DNA binding; TFIIF-class transcription factor complex binding. The record is from RefSeq and is a predicted model, not a curated record. Gene Ontology annotation, cellular component: nucleus; transcription factor TFIIF complex. Gene Ontology annotation, biological process: transcription initiation at RNA polymerase II promoter; positive regulation of transcription elongation by RNA polymerase II.